AGCCACCUGUCAUGUUUUCACCGGCUGGUGUACAGACUUUAACAGUGUUGUGGCCGCACCAUUCAGAGGCGAAGAUAUUUCUGAUGUAUCACUAAUGAAGAUAUCGCUACAUUAAGGUUAAAGUCAAAUUUACUCACAUCAGAGGAUCAUGGACUACCAAUCGUCUACAUUUGGGAGCGUAACAGAGACGUCCAUGCACACAGAUGACAUCAGCCAACAAAAUAGAGUGUCAACCCUAGUUACCAGUCCAGUGGUAAUGUUACUGAGAAAGAACACAGAGAAGGCUGGAUCCCGACCAGACUGGUUGCUGUACACUGUGCCUGCUCUUGCUUUUGUACUAGGAAUAGUUUUGUUUCUUUUUGUCUACAAAGUCCAUAAGAGGACAGGUGCAUAUUACCACAGGGACCUGAAAGAGUUUUCUUCCGUUAGACAAGCAGAAAGCGAUGAUUCGGGACCAACGUAUUUAAACAAAGCCGACACGCCGUCAUAUGAAAAUGUAUUAGCAGCUAUUUACAACAACCAAGACGAGGUGUGUUACUACGUACCUGAGGAUGAGGACUACGUCAUCCCAGAUGAUGACGAGGGGCCAGAGGAGAUGUCACCUCAGACUCAUCUAGACUGCCUCGACCUACCAGACACUCUCACUGGUGGAGAGUCUUAUGAGAACAUGGAGGGCCUCUAUGCUCAGCCACGCAAAACGCAAAACAGGAGCCAGGAGGAUGAUGAUUAUGUUGAUCCUGAUACAGAGGAGAGCCCAGGAGGGUUACAUGUGCCACAGGAGCAAACUGACACAGAUUCAUACGAAAACAUGGAGCAACAUUUUGCAGCCCAUUUGAAUGGCAGUGACGACUACAUCAGUCCAGAUGGUGAUGAGGGGGAUGGUUCCAGGCUAAGACACCAUACUCAGGACAGUGGAGAUUGCGGCAAUGAUUCCUAUGUGAGUAUGGAAAACAUGUUGGCAAAAGAUGAGGAUGAGGAGUGGGAUUAAGGAUUUUACUUUGGUCCCUGUUCCACACGUCUCUUUACAUGAUCCGUCAGCUCUUUCAACUGUCAGCAACAUUGACAUGGGACUACAGGGUGUGGACUGAAAGCAGAAUUCCCAUUCAAACUACAGGGACCAUGUGGUGCCCUUCCCCAUUUCAACUUGAUAAAAAUCAGUGAAAACUACAAACAUAUUGAAGGUUGUAAAACUGGUAACUUGCUAGUGAAAAUGUGUAUACCGAUACACACAAUAUCGGCUGUAAAUAUAAUAUGAAGCUUAAGUGUUUUUUUUUUUUAAACCAAUAAAUACUCUUUACCAAAGCGAUUUUAUUUGAUGUUAUUGUGGAGACAGUAAUGUUUGUGACCAUGCUAUGCUAUUAGGAAAUCAGACUCCAUAUUAGCUGUCCAAAAUCAGCACAACAUCUUCAUGUGAAAUUGGACAGCAGUUCAUUUCCUCGUGCCAGAAUGUUGAAGAUGUGCGAAGACUACUAACAAGUUGUGGAGAUCCCGGAUGCUGGCAAGUGACUGACCACUGUUAGCGUGCCCUAAGAAACGGCCAUACCCACAUAGUGCACCUGGGGCAAAUCAUUUUUCAUCAUUACACAUCAUCAUAAAAUCAAU
This is a messenger RNA of Engraulis encrasicolus (European anchovy), 1602 nucleotides long. RefSeq lists its product as uncharacterized. The record is from RefSeq and is a predicted model, not a curated record. NCBI's taxonomy places the organism in Eukaryota, Metazoa, Chordata, Actinopteri, Clupeiformes, Engraulidae. The coding region runs from base 149 to 988 and encodes 279 amino acids. The transcript is spliced from 12 exons.